Molecule: messenger RNA, 973 nt
Organism: Anopheles gambiae (African malaria mosquito)
Lineage: Eukaryota; Metazoa; Arthropoda; Insecta; Diptera; Culicidae
Exons: 4
Coding region: 240-734 (164 amino acids)
Molecular function (GO): serine-type endopeptidase inhibitor activity; protein binding
Source: RefSeq, a predicted model, not a curated record
CGAGCCUUCAUGAGCCUGUGCAGGACUCAACCAAGCGGUCAGUUAGCGUCGAUUCUUCGCUGGCUCCGGACGAGUCGCUUGCGACACACAGCCCAACUGCCGAAUCCGGAACUAGUAGGCCCCCGCGUAGCAGAGUGUAGCUAAAGUUGCAGUUCGACACGGUGUUUGUGUGUGGUUCGCAGAAGGCAAAGAUUGGACGGAUUUUCCAAGCAUCCAAGGGUGGAUCCAAGGGCUCAGCGAUGGAACGGAAUGGACGUGUUGCGGUUGUCGGAGUGUUGCUGGUCGUGAGCUGCCUGGCGCUGCUGCUGCUAGCCGUACCGAGCCGAGCCGAUGUCAUUGCAAGGCGGGUUCGUCGCCAGAGUCCGUGGCUCCAGCGGGCUCCACUUACGUUCGCGCUGGGCAAGAAAUUCGCGCGGAAUCGACCGGCAGCCAGUUCAGCAUUUGCCCUCGAAACCAACACCGACUGGCGGGAGAACGCGGUGGAGCAAAGCCGACCAGCCCAACCGGUAGCGGUGCGUCCGCUUGCCGAGCUUUCGGCGGAAGUGACCGACAGCAAGCCGGCGCCACGAUCGAGGGCCUUCUACGGCUGCAUGUCGAACUGUCUCACGCUGUCGCAGUACAAUCCGGUGUGCGGUACGGACCACACCACCUACCACAACGAGUACAAACUGGAGUGCGCCAACCGGUGCGGAGCAAAGCCCAGAGUUUCGAUCAAAAAGUCGGGCAUUUGCUAGGCCAGCCACAGCAACCUGUCGCUUCUGUCCGAUGCAUCCGAGACGCACCCGAACGUCGCAGCAUUGCAUUGCUCACCCUCCCACUAGACUAAGAAGCCCGACUAGACGCAAGGCGACUGGAUGCGUACAAAAAGGGGGUAGAUAGGCGAGCGAAGAUUUCUAAUUUAUUUCUAGUUUUUACACCACACCCGGUAGCGAAAAUAUGGCACAAAAAUAAUAAACAAAAUCGCUAAACACAA